UCGCUUGUGUUAAGACUCUCCUCUCCUUCUCGCUGUGUGCAUGUUCCUGUGUCUCAGCGAGACGCGUUGCACUGGAUGAAAUAUCAUCUCCUGUUGGACUCGGCUGCCCACUCAGACUCCAUUGACCAGCCCACAUAGGACCACAACCCCAGAGUGAGUGGAGGGGGGAUCUGAUCGUCCAUCAUCUCGUGCGCCGUCACAAGGUGUGUGAUAUGUGUACACGAUGAGCGGACUGGGGGAGAACUCCAUGGAGCCUCUGAACUCAGAAAACCGGAAACGCAAGCUCUCCACUUGUGAAACGCCUGGUUUGGGGUGUGACAGGAAGCGACGGGAGCAGGAGAGCAAAUACAUAGAGGAGCUGGCAGAGCUGAUCUCCGCCAACCUCAGCGACAUCGACAAUUUUAACGUGAAACCAGACAAAUGUGCCAUCCUCAAAGAAACGGUGCGCCAGAUUCGCCAGAUCAAAGAGCAAGGAAAAGCUUCAUCCAACGACGACGACGUCCAAAAGUCAGACGUGUCCUCGACAGGUCAGGGGGUCAUCGACAAAGACCACCUGGGGCCGCUCUUGCUGCAGGCUCUGGACGGCUUCCUGUUUGUGGUGAACCGGGAAGGCAGCAUCGUGUUUGUGUCGGACAAUGUGACGCAGUACCUGCAGUACAAACAGGAGGAGCUCAUCAACACCAGCGUGUACAAUAUUCUUCAUGAGGACGACAGGGAGGAGUUUCACAAGAACCUGCCCAAGACCAACAUAAAUGGAGUGUCGUGGGGAAACGAGGCGGCCCGACAGAAGAGUCACACCUUCACUUGCCGAAUGCUGGUCAAGUUUGGCCACGCCCACGGCCCCAUGGAGGACGGGCCAGGAGGGCCACGCUACGAAACCAUGCAGUGUUUUGCUCUUACCCAGCCCAAGGCCAUGAUCGAGGAGGGGGAAGAUCUCCAAUCAUGUAUGAUCUGUGUGGCCCGUCGGGUGACAGCCAUGGAGAGAACGGAGAGUUUCAAUACCCGGCAUGAGCUCUCAGGUAAACUGAUCCAGAUUGACCAGAACUCUCUGCGAGCGUCGAUGCGUCCAGGCUGGGAGGAUUUGUUGAGGCGUUGCAUUCAGAUGUUCCUUCAGCACAGUGACGGGCAGCCCUGGUCGCACAAACGCCACUACCAUGAGGCCUUCCUGCAGGGUCACGCAGAGACACCCUUGUACCGCUUCUCUUUGUCCGACGGCACUCCGGUCACAGCCCAGACCAAGAGCAAACUGUACCGUCACCCCAUGAGCAACGAGCCGCAAGGCUUCAUCUCCACUCACCUACUACAGAGGGAACCAAACGGCUACCGCUCGGCUCAGGGUGGGAACAUGAUACCGAACACUAUGAGACAACAGGGCAUGGGAGGCCCUAACCCGAAUGCCCAAAUGAACAUGAACACAGGUGGGGGGAUGGGCAUGGGGGGCAUGAGCAGGGGAUUCGGCAUGACCGAGCAGAGCCACAUGGGUCACAUGGGUCCGAUGGCAGGCGGCUCUAUGUAUGGAGGGAGCGGUGGUGGAGGAGGAAGUGGAGGUGGAGGCAUGGGCAACCGCAUGAUGCAGAUGAAUCCGAUGGGGCAGAUGAAUCAGGUGGGGCACAUGAAUCAGAUGGGUCCCAUGAGUCACCCGGGCCAAGGCAUGCAGCAGCACCCACAGCAGCCCCCGUUUCAGAGCAGCGGAGGGUUUGGGCUGAGUGGCAUGAACAGCCCUUCAGGAAGCCCCAGAAUGGCCGGCCCCCAGCAGGGACUCCUGAUGUCACCCCGCAACCGAGGGAGCCCAAAGAUGGGCACCAACCAGUUCUCACCUGGAGGCAUGCACUCUCCCAUGAGUGGCAUUGUCAGUGGUGGAGGGGGUGGAGGGAGCACCACCACCUUCUCCAGCAGCUCCCUAAAUGCCCUACAAGCGAUCAGUGAAGGAGUAGGGAGCUCCCUCCCCUCAACCCUAACGUCGCCCUCGCCAGCCCACAAACCAGACAGCUCUCCCAGCAUCCACUCCUCCUCUGCCUCUCAGCCCAAUCAGCCGGCCAAGCCAGGCCAAGAUGGCUCUAAAAGCCCGGCGGGAGGCUUAGGGCCCGGCCCCGGCCCCGCCGACCAUCACCAUCCCAUGCACCAUCACCACCAUCAUCAGCAUCCUCAGGCUGAGAGUUGUGAAAACCGACCAGACAGCCAGGCAGCUACAGCGACUAAAGAGUCUGGAGAGGGAAGCAACGAGGCGGGGGUGGCGAGCUCUGAACCUCCUCGGAGGAUACCAGACAGUAAGGGGCAUAAGAAGUUGCUGCAGCUGCUGACUUCCCCAACUGAGGAGCUGGGAAUCGGUGGCAGCGGGUCAGCAGGGCCCCCUGUACCUCCCCCACCAACCAGCAGCAGCACUCCUACAGGCUCAGACAUUAAGGACCCCACUGGAGGCAUGACGAGCCCCUCGUCUACCGGGGUGUCCUCCUCUUCCUCAGCCAGUGCCAAUCCAGGCCAGGCGACCGGGCCAGGGGGUUUGUCAGCAUCACUUUCGUCAGCCCACUACACAGGCUCCCUGCAAGAAAAGCACAAGAUCCUCCACAAGCUUCUUCAAAAUGGAAACACUCCAGAUGAAGUAGCUAAGAUCACAGCCGAGGCUACAGGAAAGGUGACACUGGGGGGCCAGGAGGGCAGCGAGACUGGGGCCGGAGGAUCAGGGGCCGGGCCGGGGAUGGUCACGGAGCCGAAGCAGGAGCAGCAUAGCCCCAAGAAGGAGAAGACCCAUGCCCUCCUCCACUACCUCCUCAACAAGGAUGAUUCCAAAGAGCCAGUAGAUGUAAAGCCUAAACUCGAAGAGCUAGAUGGGAAGGGAGCCCCAGGGGCCGCUGGCGGCCCUGCACGCGGCCCUGGAUCUGGGCCCGGCCCUGCACCCGAACAUCCAGAGAGCAAGAUCAAGUCAGAGCCACCCGAUGAUUUGCACAACCUGGAGUCUAUCCUCGGAGAUUUGAGGGGUUCAAGCUCUGACUUUUACCCGGAUCAGGCUGAAGGUGGAGGGGCUAAUGACAGAGGAAGCAAACCCCAGGGUUGCCUUGACGACAGCCUGCAGGGAAAUCCAGGAAUGGGCCCGGGGCCUCGGGGGCCAUUCCAGAGGGCCAUGUCCAUGGACGGGAAGCCUCCUGUCGGGCCUGUCGGAGCAGGUAGACGCCCCAUGCUUAUCAAGCAGGAGAACAUGAUGGGCAGCCCAGACGGCUACCCAGGAAGCAUAGGACCAAUGAAUAGGGGCAUGGUUCCCCAGAGGUCUCCCAUGGGGGGGUCAGGGGACUGGGGCAUGUCCCGCUCAGGUGCCAGCCCUGUGGGCUCAGCAGGACACCCUUCCAUGAUGCGCCCGGGCAUGGAGUACAACAAUAGCAAGGGCAUGAUGUCAGGACCUAUGGUCGGCCGCUCCAACAGCGUACCGGGCACCAGGUCUAUGCUGCAGCAACAGCUCAUGGAUAUGGGAGGCUCUGCUGACAUGGGCAUGGGUAUGAGCCCCUUCAGCCAGCAGGGCCAGCCCAACCAGUCCCCCACCUGGCCGGACGCUAUAUUGGGCAUGGAGGGUAACAGACGCCAGUUUGGAAACACCUUAGAUGAUCUUCUGGUGCCUCCCACCACCAGUGAGGGUCAGAGCGAUGAGCGGGCGCUUCUGGACCAGCUGGACUCUCUGCUGAAUAACACGGACGGCAUCGCUCUGGAGGAGAUAGACCGAGCUCUGGGCAUCCCAGACCUCGUCAGCCAGAACCAGGGAAAUGAGCAGCAGCUGGAGUCCUUUCCAGGGCAGGACCCGUCCAUGGUGCUGGACCAGAAGCCUCACUAUGGGCAAGGCUAUCCCGGACCGCCCACUAUGCCUAUGCAGUCUGGCUAUGGAGGGAACCCCAUGCAGGGACAGGCCCAGCCUGGGUUUGGUCCCAUGCUAUCUCAGAUGGGCCAAGGUGGCAGCUACCCUGGGAUGGGUGGAAUGGGCGGCAUGGGUCACCCUCGUGCCAACAUGAUGAGACCCAGGAUGAUGACUGCCAACAAGCCCAUGAGGCUGCAGCUGCAACAGAGGCUGCAGGGUCAGCAGUUCAUGAAUCAGGCGCGGCAGGGCAUGGCCAUGAAGAUGGAGAACCCAGGAGGCAACCCUGGCAUGAGGCCCGGCAUGCAGCCUGCCAUGGGAGCACAGCCGGGCUUCCUGAAUGCUCAGAUGAUGGCUCAGCGCAGCAGGGAGAUGGUCACUAUGCAGAUGAGGAGGCAGCGCAUGAUGAUGCUGAUGCAGCAGCAGCAGCAACAGGCGGCGGCCGCCGCCGCUGCUGCAGCCGCAGGAGGAUUCAGUCCCCCUCCAAAUGUCACAGCUCCUGGUGGCAUGGAGAACCCGAUGGGAGGGCCAAACAUGGGCCAGCCGGGCCCCCAGCAGUUCAGUUAUGGUGGGAACUAUGGGAUGGGCCAGCAGGGAGACCCCUCAUUCGGCCCAUCAGGCGGCAGUCCUCCUAACGCCAUGAUUCCCGGUCGCUUGGGACCUCAAAACCCCAUGAUGCAACAGCACCCGCAGGGCGGUCCCAUGUACCAGGGGGCAGAUAUGAAAGGCUGGUCGCAGGCAGGCAUGGGACGCAGCAGUUCGUACCCUCAGCAGCAGUUUGGGCAACAGGGACCACCGGGACAGCAGCAGUUUGGGCAGCAGGGGAAUCUAGGCCAGUAUGGCGGCAUGAUGAUGAACGGGGGCAUGCCAGCCAGCGGAGGAGGAGGUCAUAUGGGCCAGAUGGGCAUGAACCCAAUGGGGAUGGGACGCAUGCCGAUGGGGCCCGAUCAGAAAUACUGCUGAGCAUCGUGACAGAAGCAUUAGUCUCACUGUGAUCUCCAUUCAGAGAGGACACGGCUGCAGCACUGGAGUGUGUGGAGGAGCAGGCGGUGUGUGUCUGUGUGUAGUGCUGCACUCCCACCAGACGGGGGAGUGAACUUCCUCUGGACUCACGGCCAGUAAUGAGGGAAAGCAAACGGACUGUCACAUACAUGCGUGAAAACACACACACACCACACACACACACACACACACACACACACACACACACAAAUCCUCAGACUGCCCUGUGAUUUCUCUCGUAGACUGUAGAUUAAUAUUCCUCUCUUUAUGAGUGCUGUGUGUGUGUGUGUGUGUGCUUCAGUAAACACACUACGCUCGCUGGACCAAACAGUGAAGGUGGCCGGACACUUCAGUAGAUCACAGACUUGAACAUGGACGAACAUGUUAAGACAUCCUCUCCUCUGUCGAAUGUACCAUGAAGCUGUGUUCAGAUUUAUAUUGUGGGACUCCUCUCUUGUUUCUGAACUUCGUGGGAUUUUUUUUCACCCGCCGUCUCUCCGCUGCUCCUGGAGGAAUCUCUACGUACGUAAAGUAAACGUGGCUCUACAUGACGAGCCAUCAGAUUGUGACACUCUGAUGAAUGUCAGUAAGCAGUAGCACAUUGUUUCGUUCUCCAGGACGCCGCUGGGAAAAAGUACGAGUGAAUUACUUGUUGGCUGAUUGCACUUUAUGGAAAGGCUAACAUCAAAAGGAUUGUGGCAAUAUAGAGGCCUUUACCCAAGAAUAAUGCAUAGCAGCAAUUGUUUAAUUUAGUGUGUGUGUGUGUGUGUGUGUGUGUGUGUGUGUGUGUGUGUGUGUGUGUGUGUGUGUGUGUGUGUGUGUGUGUGUGUGUGUGUGUGUGUGUGUGUUCUCCAACUUUUCCUCUCUGGGUAAUGGGGGCUGUUCUUUGGAAAUGGGUAACCUUGAUGAUCUUUGUUCUAAAGUGGGAACCAGUAGAAAGGCAGCAAGCACAGAUUUUAUCAAACGCUCUCGUCUACAGUGGUACCGAUUUAUUACAACAAGAGAAACAAAACCGUUUUUAAGUCAUUUUAAAAACACUCUUAAAACAAACCGACUUCUAUUAAUGUUCAAAACUCCACUUAUAUUUAUACAGAUUCAUUCACGUGAUCAUUUUGUCAUUCCAGAGGUCAUUUUUAAAUCCAAAUGUUGCAGAUAUUUUGGUUACCUCGCGCCAAUUUACAGUGUUACUACAAAUGCAGGAAUAAAAUUGAUUGCCAAUUAUGAAAUUAUGUCUAUAUUAGCUCCCACUGUAAGAGAAAAGUGUAUGUUAGAUUUCUAGCAAUAAUCCUUCCUCCUGGUUUUCCUCUGAGGACAAAGCUGAAGUAUCAUUUACUCAAUGCGACGGCACUGCAGUAUUAGACAUGAUGUCUUGUUUGGAGCUUCUUUUUUUUUCUUUUGUCUUUGAAUAUGAAUUGUAAAUAUGCUUCAAAUGUACUAUAUAUAAAUAUAUAUAUGCUUUUGUAGGUCACAUACUGUUUUUGCACAGAUUGUAAGGCUUGAUAUUUAAAAGUGUAAUUUUCUUAAUCCGUCAUAGGUCAGCUUUUAUUUUCAAUACUUUAACCAUCGGUUGGGAAGGAAGGGCCUCGUUUUUGUAAGCAGUACGUGUAGAUUUCUUUUCAUACUGCCACUUUCUUUCUCUUACAAUGAACUCUUUAUUUUCUGACAACAUAGUCUUAGCAGAAGAGGUGCUAGUGUGUAAUUUCUUUUCUAAAUAAAUUAUUUUUCUUUUGACAAAAAAGAAAACACAAAACAUGCCUAUACAAAAAAAAAAAGAGUUGACACUUGAUUGUGUUAGGCUUCUAGGGCCCAGAUGUCUUACCAGUAUGUGGGGUUGAUGUUCUCUGUACCGAACCUCAUGCUUCCAUGUGUGACUUAAAGUUUCACUUCUGAGAUUUCUCUGCUUUGAAUUUUGCAGAUAUGAUCGUUCGGCUUCAGAUACAAGUCUUUGGAAAUCAGUCCACCCGUGUAAUUGUCCAUAAGUCCUUUUUUGCUUGGUUCACAGAUGUUUAGUCCUGAUGGAAGCAACACAUGAAGUAGUUUGACCUGACUUUUUUCUUUUUCACAUUUAAGUUUGCCUUCAUUUUCAUCGUAUUUCAUGUGAAGCUUUUUUGUUGAGAAAUCUACCUUUUUGAACACAUGCUCAAUCCAAAGAUUUUUGUUUGUCAUUCUGCAGUGCGUAGAAACAGUUCUUGACGUAGCUCGUGCAAGUACUCAUGUGUGCUUUUACUGUCGCACAUAACCUAUAAUAUACAUUGAACUAAAUAUGUUUAAUUGCAUAUAUUAUAUCCCCAUCCGUAUGACAUAGAGUAGAGACGAGUCUGGUUCUGCUGAGGUGGUUUUGAGGUUUUGUUUGUGAUUGUUUCUUCCUUUCUGUAGAACUUAUGGCCAGUUGAAUUGUGGUGCUGCAAAAGGUUAUUUCACAAGAGAAUGUCGAGAUUUUCUAAGCUGGAAAGGAGGUUUCAUGAUUGAUGUCAUUUUGUCUCAGAAUAAUAGCUUGGAGUUGUUGUUGUUUUUUUUAACCACAGUCUCAAUGAAGAGUAUGAAAUCUACAAAUAUAAAAAAUAAAAAUAAAUAAAAAAGUCUGUUUUUUGCUUUUAAGGAAAGAAACUCCUCUUAGUACAUCGCUGGAGCUAAAGAAAAGAGAAAACACAUCUGGGAAACAUAGUCAUUAUUACAGGAUGUAAAAUACUAUUGCAUUUUUUUUCUUACCUUGUUUCUUGAUGUUAAUAUCGAUGUAAAUACAAAUUUAUAUUUAAACAUUA
Molecule: messenger RNA, 7599 nt
Organism: Cottoperca gobio
Lineage: Eukaryota; Metazoa; Chordata; Actinopteri; Perciformes; Bovichtidae
Product: nuclear receptor coactivator 3-like
Biological process (GO): cellular response to hormone stimulus; positive regulation of transcription by RNA polymerase II
Cellular component (GO): nucleus
Molecular function (GO): nuclear receptor binding; protein dimerization activity
Source: RefSeq, a predicted model, not a curated record